AUGAGUGGCCUUGGAUUUCAACUCUUUCGCUUCUCCAUUAGAAGGAGUCGGACUGGAGCUUCUACAGCCGGUUGGAAUACUGUUUUAAGAUAUAUUUGUUGUGACCCAUCAAUGGGGCGGCGCUCGGAAGAAUUAGGCCUUUCUCCAUUUCGGCUACUUGGUCCUCCAGAAGUCCCUCCUUCCACAUUUACUGCGAAUUCAUAUCCAGAUUAUACUCAAGACCCUGUCCGUGAUAGAAUCAAGAACUGGAGGGAUUGGGACCGCAAACCGAGCAAGCAGUUUCAAUUGUUUUGUGAAAGGUUUAUAUAUAAGCAAAGCCUUUACACUCUCUGCAGGAAAGAAAGUUCAACACCUUUUCUGCAACACCACUUGGAGUUGUCCUGGAGUCACUGUCCCCAAACCACUCUCAAACUCAUUUGCCUCUUGAGGAGGACCGGUCUUUUUAGUAAACGAAGCAGAGAGGAUUUCUACACAGCAGCUAUAUGGCUCCACCGAUACCACUCUGAAACAUUAGCAUACAACGUGGGGGCAUUUUCCAAAUUUGGGUGUUUAAAAGACUUGCUGGAAAUUCUCUACCGGAUUCUCAAUGGGCUACAAGUUCGGCACAUCCAAAUUAUGAGGAGGGAUAAGGUUAUGAAGGAGCGACAGAAAGCAAAGAUGAUAGUGCAAAGACAGCUACUCCAUAGAAUUAGGCUGAAGAAAAUGAAUUAUGAGGAAAUACAGAUGAGGACGAGAAAGCUACAAAAGAGAUUGGUGGCAGAGAUAAUGAAGCCUAAAGUAGUGCAGGAAAGGAGCGUCACACAUUCGAGAAAUGAGAAAAGAAUUAUGAUGGCAAAGAAGGCCAUUGAGAGGUACAACCAUGAUCCAAAAUACCGUUACUUACACAUCCAGAUUGCCAAUCUUUUUGCAAAGCUACUUAAGGCUGACCUCGAGUACUUGAUUUCUGGGCAGAUGACAAAAAUCAGCAUGGCUUCAAAAUGGUGCCCUUCUCUUGACUCAUCUUAUGAUCGAUCAACUUUAUUUUGUGAGAGUGUUGCGAGGAAGCUUUUUCCAUAUGAUUCUUGUCCUGAAUACAGAGAGCUUGAUGAGGUCCAUUAUGCUUACAGGAUCCGAAAUCGAUUACAGAAAGAAGUCUUGGUCCCUCUGCGCAGAGCCCUAGGCUUGCCAGAAAUUUACAUGAGUGCCCGUCAGUGGAACCUGCUUCAGUAUGAUCGGAUUGCAUCUAAUGCCAUGAAAACUUACAAGAGAUUGUUCUAUAAACACGAUCGCGAUGGGAUUUUGCAGCACCUGCAAAAAGUGCCAAAAACAAGUACCAAAGGGUUGUACCCUCAUGAGAUACUAAGGCUCUUAGGUUGUGAUAGUGGUCAUGAAGUUGCUGACCUGCAAUGGAAAAGAAUGAUUGAUACCUACUUUAGCAAAGGAAAGUUUGUAAACUGCAUUUCAGUAGUUGAUACUGCCCUAUUUCGCAGGGGAAUUGAUUGUACGGAAAGAUUUUGCCUAGCAUUUCCACUGAUGACAUCUGAACUCUGUGCAAGCCCAUGGAGGGGAAAGGUCUUGACAUACAGUAACAAUCCUGCGUUUGUGAACAUUGACGGAGAUGAUCUUGGAUCAAGGAUAAGUUUUUUGAGUUCUCUACCAAUGGGUAAAUGCCCGAAGCUCGUACAGUUGUUGGAUAAAAUUUUGGAAACUGCAAUAGAUUUGAAAUUGAGUAAGGAGAAUAUGAUUGAAAGGAUUUUCGUUUUUGAUCAUUGGGGUAAUUGUUUUAGCGGUUGGGUAGAGAUUUAUGAGAGAAUGCGUGAAAAGUACGAAAGGAAUGGGUAUGUGAUGCCAAAGUUUGUUCAUUGGAAUCACCACGAUCGAGCCACACGGACGCAUGAAGACUAUUUCUCGGUUAAGGGUGACUUAACAGAAAUAAUAGCAACAGAGUCAAGUUUUAUAAAUUUCUUGGAGAGCAACGGGACCUUGAGUCCAAUGGUUGUGAUGGAAUCGAAGAUAUGCAGUGAAGAUUACUUGAAACUUGUGGUGCGUGAUUAA
Molecule: messenger RNA, 2034 nt
Organism: Corylus avellana
Lineage: Eukaryota; Viridiplantae; Streptophyta; Magnoliopsida; Fagales; Betulaceae
Source: RefSeq, a predicted model, not a curated record